This is a messenger RNA of Suncus etruscus (white-toothed pygmy shrew), 1793 nucleotides long. It is a transcript of the gene ARPP19, whose product is annotated as cAMP regulated phosphoprotein 19. Gene Ontology annotation, molecular function: protein phosphatase inhibitor activity. Lineage: Eukaryota; Metazoa; Chordata; Mammalia; Eulipotyphla; Soricidae. The transcript is spliced from 2 exons. The record is from RefSeq and is a predicted model, not a curated record. Bases 29 to 319 code for a protein of 96 amino acids. Gene Ontology annotation, cellular component: cytoplasm.
UUGUAACUUAUUAAAAUUGUUACAGGAAAUGGAGGAUAAAGUGACUAGUCCAGAGAAAGUUGAAGAAGCAAAAUUAAAAGCAAGAUAUCCUCAUCUGGGACAAAAGCCUGGAGGCUCAGAUUUCUUAAGGAAACGAUUACAGAAAGGGCAAAAAUAUUUUGAUUCUGGGGAUUAUAACAUGGCUAAGGCAAAAAUGAAGAACAAGCAACUUCCUGCUGCAGCCCCGGAUAAAGCAGAGGUCACUGGUGACCACAUCCCCACUCCACAGGACCUUCCUCAACGGAAACCAUCUCUUGUUGCUAGCAAGCUGGCUGGCUGAUUAAAAGAGCUGAUUGCAUGAACCUUUUUUCCUAUUGUUUCUUUUUGAUGUUACUUCUCUUUUUAUUUCCUUUUAUUCACUAAGUCAUUUGAGAGUGGCUUCAUGGGUAGUGGUAGUAUGUGUGCUGCUAUUGUAAGGGAAUAUAAGUGUCAGAUUUUGAUUAGUUUUACAGUGUACUGAUGGAAAAGAGUAUGUUAGCACAUGAAGUUAUCUACUUGAAAAUAAUUGUAUAUAUUCCUUAACUCCUAGUGUAGGAAUGGUUCCAACAAAACCAAGUUUUACAGUUGUAAUGUUUUGGCUUUCUCCUUUAUCUUAGUGAUAACUUUAUAUGUUACUCUUAUUUAAUAUAAACUGUAUGGCAUUGAUCUGUAACUUCCUUUUGGAUUUUUGUAAAGUGAAGAAAGAAAGAACACAAAGCAAGUUUAAGACCACAAGUUGGAAGAAAGGUCACAUAUUUCAAAUAUAAAUAGAUGGGGCUCUAAAACAUAUAUCUGUGCUUGAACUUGAAUGGCCUUAAACCUGUUUCAGCUUUAACAAUAGAAUUUUACUUGGGCAAUAUUUGCCCACUCUGGUGUAACUUAUGACUUCAGUGCUUAACAGCUGACAUUGAUGCUCAUAUUCUUCAGUUGCGUAGGGCUAGGGCACCUUUUGUUGUUAAAGAUGUGAAUGAAGAGUGCAUGUGCAUUGACUGUUGAAUUCACUUUUGUGCCAUUCUUGUAAAUACAGUGGUUUUGCACAACCUCUCACAAAUAUCUAUAAUUUCACAUUAAAACAUAGAUGAUGUGCCAACCAAAAGCACAAGAGUUCCCACACAAAACUGUAUGUCAUUAGAGCUCUUGUAUGUUAAGAACAAUUUAUUUACAGUCUUGAGCUUGUAGAAUACCAAGCUGAAAUCUACUCAGUCUGCUGUAGACAAGCUUUUUCAUUUGUUAACUGAUAUCCAUGAUAUUCAGUGGCCUUGUGCAGAUAGGAUAUGUUGCUUAGGCAUAUCUUUUGUCUAUGCAGAACAUCUCAUUUUGACUUUUAAUAAAAACUUCAAAUCAUGUAAUUUAUGUAUAACUUCUACAUGUAGAAAUCUUUUACUUCCAGUCAGUUGGGGGGGGGCACUAGAAUAAAAACUUUAGUAUUCUCUUGUGACCCCUCCAUUUUCAUUCUUUCUUUGCCUUGAAUCGUUUUGGGCUGCACUGUUCAGUCUAUUGGAAAACAUAGAUGUCUAUCUUUCCUCUUAAUUGGCUCUGCUGAAUGCUGUAUUUUGUAACACACUAACGAUGUUAUAAUUUCUCACUUGCCUAUUCAUAAUUCUGUAUCAUUACUAAUAUUUGAUAGUUGUUUAAAUAAAAGUAACUUUAUAAUGAAACAGAUAUUUAAAGAAGACUGGCCCGAGAAACUGUAAUUAUGAUGAGACAAAGUGAAUUAGGCUUGUGACAACUACAUGAUAGGUGGGACAUAAACAUUAAAAUAUUCAGAUAUUUUA